This is a messenger RNA of Bursaphelenchus okinawaensis, 534 nucleotides long. Lineage: Eukaryota; Metazoa; Nematoda; Chromadorea; Rhabditida; Aphelenchoididae. The record is from the annotation of a GenBank genome assembly.
AUGUUCCCAAGGACCUUUGCAUGGCUUGACAAUUUGGUUACUGGGGACGAGGAGUGGGUACUGUAUGUUAAUCACACCAAGAAGAAACAUUGGCUUUUACGUGGCGAACAGGGUGGAUCAACUCCCAAACCUGGUCUUCACCAACUGGAGGAGGUGAACAGCGUUAGCUGGAACUCAACAUGUAUUGUGUACUGGGAAAUGGUACCACAUGGAACUACGAUCCCUGUGGAUGUGUACUGUAGACAAAUUAAAUCUGUUGCCGUUGCAUUGCAUGGUAAAAAAGACCGCGUCUUCUUCAUUCAUGAUACUGCUCGUGCCUAUGUGACAAAGUUGACCCAGCACAAGCUGAAAAGGCUCGGCUGGGCUGUGAUGCUACAUUCACUAUACUCAACUGAUGUUACGCCUACAGAUUAUAAUAUGUUCUACUCUCUUCAAAACCAUCUGAAUGCAACACGCUUUGACAACCGAGACGACCUCAAGCGAUGGUGGGCUAACUUUUUCAAUUCUCAAACUCCAGGUUUCUACAGAAGUUGA